AUGGGUCGACCUGGCGCGAUGCUCGUCCAGUCCCAGCCCACGCCUGGCGGCAUUACCGAAGGCAACCUCGCGGAAUGGUACUUCAACAAGCACAUUCCCGAAGUUCUCAGUACCGGUGGCGUGCGCGGUGUCUUAUUCUGUCACGUUGACCGUAAAUCAUCCAAGCACUAUGUUGGAGAGCCCGUGCCGAAACAGUUUCUGGCUGUGUAUCUGCUUCACGACUUAGAUUGGCUGCAUGAAGAGGAUUGCGGACUGUGGAAGUUGUCGUUAGUGCUGGCCUCUGAUGAUCAGGCGCUAGAAGAACAACACAGAGGCAGGAGUGUCUUUGAGGUUGCUGAAUUCACGACGUACUUUUGGGAGGUUGUCGAUUCCACAACGCACCAGGGGAUGGCAACCCAGCUCCCCGCCACCACUCCUGACAAUGUCAAGGCUGCUGAUGAACCGCCCAAGCGCCUCGUGCUCUCGUACUUGGACAACCCUCCCCGCGAUCAUUCUUUCGCUGAGACUCGGUCAAAGCUCUCAGACUCCAACUGGAUAUCGGCGCCGGGCCUGAGGCCAAGACAACCAGCGGUCAUGUCAACGUUGUUCAAGGUUGACGAGACACGCCCUGGCCCGCCUGGCAGCAAGAGUAAGGAGGGCGAUGUACCGGCGGCACUUCCAGAGAAACAAUAUUUGCAUUUGUGUCAACUUUCCCGCCACGGCCCAGACGACAUCCCAUUUAUCCAGUCCGACCUCCAACCCGACCGCUGCUCGUCCAGGGUUGAAUACAGGGUGAUGGUCGAAUAUGGUGACACAAAAGGCUUCACAGUCCAACCAUAA
Molecule: messenger RNA, 819 nt
Organism: Chaetomium globosum CBS 148.51
Lineage: Eukaryota; Fungi; Ascomycota; Sordariomycetes; Sordariales; Chaetomiaceae
Exons: 3
Coding region: 1-819 (272 amino acids)
Source: RefSeq, a predicted model, not a curated record